Molecule: messenger RNA, 4269 nt
Organism: Scophthalmus maximus (turbot)
Lineage: Eukaryota; Metazoa; Chordata; Actinopteri; Pleuronectiformes; Scophthalmidae
Gene: znf280d
Product: zinc finger protein 280D
Exons: 18
Coding region: 274-2811 (845 amino acids)
Biological process (GO): regulation of DNA-templated transcription
Molecular function (GO): DNA-binding transcription factor activity, RNA polymerase II-specific; RNA polymerase II cis-regulatory region sequence-specific DNA binding
Source: RefSeq, a predicted model, not a curated record
AAGAAGAGGGCUGCGGCUGGUGGUGUGAUUGGUGCAGACAGUCGAGUGUAUCCGCCGCCUCGGGCCAGCAGCAGAAAGACGUCCACCUCUCUCUGUGUUCAACAGUCUCACACUGUCUGGACUGUGUCGUCCUCUGGCCAAAGACUUGGUGGGAGUUUGGUUGACUCGACGCGACUCUGGUACCGAGUGUGAGGGAGGCGACAGAAACCCCGAGCCUCUAAAAUUACACUCAGGGUCCAGUCUUUGUCCCCUCGUCCACCGCUCAGCUUCACAAUGUCUGAACUUUUUAUGGAAUGUGUGGAGGAGGAGCUGGAGCCGUGGCAGAAACAAGUUCCUGAAAUUAACUUGAUAGACGACGACAACGACGAUGAUGAUGAUGAUGAACCCAUCUUUGUUGGAGUGCUCUCUAACAACCAAAAGGACAGUGAGCCUAAACCUCCACCUCCUCCAACAAACAUUGCGGCGAUACAAGCAAUAAAGCAUCCUGCUCCUCAACCUGUCAUUAGCUCCCCUCAAAUAAUGCUGCCACUGAAUAUUGCUGGAAAUACAGUGACUACUACAGCACCCACUUUGACAACAGUGACUCCGCAACCUGUCAUUGUCAAUAACCAGGGCUUUAUUGUCACUUCUCCACAAUUAGCAAACAACCCUGGUUUUAUUGCUUCUCUUGGUCGGCACUACCCACCUGGGACAUCGUUUACAAUAGUACCAGCUGGUCACCAGCAGAUUUUUCAGCAUGUCAGUCCAGGCACAAUAAUACCCGGUGCUGUCCAUAGGCCUCAGGUGCAACAAAUCAGCAACAACAUUGUGACGUUGUCUAACGUCCAGAGCCCCACUGUGUAUUCAACACAAUCUAACCUGCUGCAGCCCAACCUGUCGAACCCCCAGACUAUUCAGACCUUCUCUGUGCCUGUAAAGGCCAAUAACACCAACACGGUUCAAACGACAGUCAAACGAGGAUUGCAACUACAGCAGACGGACAGUGUUGAAAAAAGAGCAAAGUUUGAUUUGGGGCCGUCAAAAGUAACUGUCACUGUGGAAAAUGGGAUCCUAAAGAAAAAGUGCCCCAAGUGCCAAGAAGAAUUCCUUACACCAGAAACUCUGAAAUUUCAUAUGAUGAGUUGCUGCACAAAUGUUGACAGUGCAGCUCUGAACAUGAGUGCAAACAAGCGCAUCAUGCUGGUCUCUGAAUUCUACUAUGGCCGGUUUGAAGGAGAUGUGAACAAGAAGGAUUGCCAGUGGACCACCAUCACCUUCAAGUGCCAGAGCUGUUUAAAAAUUCUCAAGAACAAUAUCAGGUUCAUGAACCAUAUGAAACACCACCUGGAGCUGGAGAAGCAGAAUAGUGAGAGCUGGGAGAGCCACACAACUUGCCAGCAUUGCUACAGACAGUACAUGACUCCGUUCCAGCUGCAGUGCCACAUCGAGAGCGCUCACAGUCCGAUCGAAUCCUCAACCAAUUGCAAGAUAUGUGAGCUUGCGUUUGAGACGGAGCAAGUGCUCCUGGAACACAUGAAGGAUAACCACAAGCCCGGGGAAAUGCCUUACGUCUGCCAGGUGUGCAAUUACAGGUCCUCUUUCUUCUCAGAUGUGGAGACGCAUUUCCGAAGUGUCCAUGAAAACACAAAAGACCUGCUCUGUCCCUUCUGUCUCAAAGUUCUGAGAAGCAGUCAUAUGUACAUGCAACACUACAUGAAACAUCAGAAAAAAGGAAUCCAUCGCUGUGGAAAGUGCAGAUUGAAUUUCCUCACCUACAAGGAGAAAUUGGAGCACAGGACUCAAGUCCACAAGACCUUCAGAAAACCUAAAGCCCUGGAGGGCCUUCCUCCGGGUACAAAGGUGACCAUUCGAGCCUCCCUUACAGGAAAGAUGCCCGUAGUGCCAAACUCCCCUGAUGGGUCUGGGGUGACCGUCAGCCCAGAAACACUAAGUUUCAAUCAGCAAACCAAAUCUCCAGUCACUGUUUCCAAGUCUAAAUCCAACGUGUCUGGAGCUGCAAAAGGCAAAGCGACUCAGAGCAAGAGGAAAGAAGCUCGACCUUCCAAGCACAACCUGGCCCUCAGGAAUCUUGGAGUGGAGAGAGGAUGUUACACGUGUAUCGAGUGCAAUACAAAAGUUGACGACUUCUUUUCUCACUUCCCGAUGGUUUCCAGCUGUGGUGCUUGCAAGUAUCGGACUAGUUGCAAAGUUUCCAUUGGGAAUCAUAUGAUUAAGUUCCACAGCACCAUCACCAAAAACAGAUUUUUGAAAAGGGAUCAUAAGAAAACCGCAUCUACAUUGAAAUUGACCCUGGUCUGUCUCAAUUGUGACCUGCUCGUGGAUGCAUCAGGUGGUGACCUGAUGACCAAACAUUUAACCGAUCGACCAAAUCACAUAUGCAAAGUCAUUCAGGAGAAAGCAGAUGUCAAAUCCAAAGAUCGUGUCCAUCUCCUCAUGGGGCAGCCAGCAAAGGUCUUGUACCUCUUGACGACAACUUCUGCUCAAAGACCAAAGGAAAUGGACUUGAAACGAGAUGAAAAGGUCACAACCGGAAGUUCGACUGUUGCCACUGUUAAUCGACCGAAAUCAGAGGUGAUGCCGCAAGCAGGUGAUCAGGAAAAGGGUCCCACAGAAAUAAGUGUCAGUGAAGAUUCCUCUAAAGGAGAAUUGCAGCAGUCCUCGCUGCCUGCUUUGCCGUCUUCCUCUUCAUCAGAUGGGCUCGGUGGGGAGCUGGUGGGGGACUCCGAGAGCCCAGAUGUUGGAAAGCAGGUCCCCAUCUCGGAGAUUUUCCCUGAGCAUGAGACUGUGGUACAGCAAAUUAAAUCUGACUGAACCUGUUUGACAACAUAGACAAUGCACAUGACAAACUAGUUAAAAAAUUUUAAAUAACUGGUUCAUCUACAACACUUCGGCAUUGUCAUUUCUUUUAAGAAAUAUAAAUUAUAUGAUGAUGUUGCUUAGGCUGCUGCUGUUCAAGAUUCCUGUGUUUGGAAAGUCGGCUUCAACAAUUCGAUAAAAUAUUUAUCUCUUUAGUAAAACGUCAAUUGCCGAGAUAUGUUAACUAUACCCUGAAAUCUUCUUGCUCAGUAAUCGGAUUUGAAAAUUUGCCAACCUACCAUGCAGACAUAUACCAUCCAGUGUCAGUUGUUCCUUUGACUUAAAUGACUAAUGCUCAUUUUGGUUUUAUAAAAAUUUAAAAAGAAAAAAAUAAUUGACGCUAUUCUCAAGGAAACUCCAUCUGCCAUAAGAAAAGCAGCGUUUGGAUCGACUACCAGCCCCUUUGUCAGUUUUUGAUUUGUUUUCUUGGGCCUCUUUUGCAUUCUUGGAUGAACAAAUUUGUCCAUGUGACAACUCCACCAGAUUCUCAUGUUCUCUGACUAUAUAUUAAAAUUGUCCAUGUUGUCCACCUAAAGUGCACAUUGAAAAUUGUCAUUUUGCCUUUGAUUGCAUUUAGUUUAAGCAGUUAGAGCCCGAUUUCUAUUGGAGAGCAUUUUGCGCUCGUAAAGUUUAAGAUUUUUAUUGUCCUUCUAUAAUGUUUAAAUUAUUAUUAGUAUUAUUUAGGCAUAAUCACAAAGCUGCUCCCUUGUAUAUUUUAAGAGUUGAGAGGAGGUUAAUUUAUAACAUAUCUCGGUACACAGAAAGUAGCUUAAUACCAUUAAGGAAAACAGCAGUACAUGUAUAGAAAAUAUGAGGAUAAAAUGUUACUCCUUAAGAAAGAAUGUCAGUUUUGUAAAACUCAAACAAUACGCAAAAAUUAAGCAACUAAAGAGGACUUGGGUGGAAAGGCAAUUUAAUAGUAUUAAUUCUAACUGUUCAAAGGGCCAGCUUGUAAAAUGUGUGUACAUGUUAUUGUGUUCAGAUAUGUCGACUUAAUGGAACCCGUCAGCCAGUUUUCAUGUCCCAGCUGCUGCCUCAUUAAGAUAACUUUAAUUUUGCAUUAAGUGGGGAAAGAAAAAGGAAAAUUCCCUGUGGUGCCGGGAUUAAUUUAUACAAUACGGUUUGUUUACUUUGAGUGGCUAAAAACUGUGAAGUCAUUCCUAAUGUCACAGGUUAAAAAAAAGGGGGGGGGGGGUUUCACUUGUACAUAGAGUAUCUGUAGAGUAAGUCUGUAAAUGCAUCUAUGUCCAUCGUGGCACUGUAAAUGUUCCCUCCCUGCUGAGUCUGUUUUGAAUACAUUCCUUUAAAUAUGUAUAGUGUUGCCCUCAGGACACACUUUCCUCUGAGAUCUAUAAACUACUGGGUUUGGAUCAGUGUUAUUCUGUUAUGUAAAUAAAUCUUUAGUACAAAAGG